AUGCAACGUGACUUGACAUUCAACUCGGUGGCUGAUUCAUCCAGGGACAACCUUGACAAUCAGGGACAACCAGAAGAUCCCUUCACUUCAGCCAAUGACCCACACGUCUCCGGUCUAGGAUCGCAAAGUGAUUCACAAUCAUCUUCACCUGAAAAUAGAAGCACUACCCGCUUCACGAGUUAUGCGCCCGACUACGGAUACCCUAACUCUGGUACCUCAUCUCAUCUUUUGCUGAAAACGGUCUCGAGGGAGGAGUAUGCAAACCCACAAGACCCUGGCCACCGCGGCAGAAACCAAAACGAGUCGAUUCAUGUAGCAUCCGAAUUCGACCGUUACCCAUCUAUUGCUGGCUCCCGUGUGGUUUCUUCGAGCUCCUUGAGUGCCCACUUUCUCAACGGCCAGCAACAGAACAAUAGCCAGCUCAGAAGAGAAGGGCUGAGUGCUCUGAGCCAAGAUGAGCUGUCAGAUAAAUCGUCUAGUCCUUUUGUGUCAACAAUGGACUUCUCGCCAUUCGGCGGGUACCCAGCUUCUUCGUUUCCUUUGCAUAUCGACGAAAAGGAAGAAGAUGAUUAUUUGCAUAACCCAGAUCCUAUCGCAGAUGCAGAGUACGACAAAAAUCGUUUCUACUAUGACUUAAGGUCAAUGGAUAAACGUUCUGCCUUGGGUCUCGUAGGAUUGGUACUUUUCUUCUUAACGGCAAUUGUGAUCUUCGUUGUUUUGCCGCUAGUGACCUACUCGGGUAUUACCGAGCAUUAUGAACCACAAAGUUAUGAGAUUCUCACCAAAUACCAAUACCCACUCUCUGCUGCCAUCCGCACAUCAUUGAUCGACUCUGACACUCCUCAAGAGUUUUACAAGAAAAAGGUGCAUAACGGGGAUGAAUGGGUCUUGACAUUCUCAGAUGAGUUCAACGCAGAAGGUAGAACCUUUUACGACGGAGAUGACCAGUUUUUCCAGGCCGCAGACCUCCACUACGAUGCCACAAAAGAUUUGGAGUGGUACGAUCCCGAUGCUGUCACAACCGCCAACGGUACUUUGGUCCUCAGAAUGGAUGCUAUCAAAAAUCAUGACUUGUUUUACCGUUCCGGUAUGGUUCAAUCAUGGAACAGAUUGUGUUUCACACAAGGAUUGAUUGUCGUUGCAGCAAAGCUUCCAAACUAUGGAAAUGUGUCUGGCUUGUGGCCCGGUCUCUGGACAUUAGGUAAUUUAGCACGUCCCGGCUACUUGGCUACUUCUGAUGGUGUCUGGCCAUAUUCGUACAAUAGCUGUGACGCGGGCAUCACAGCAAACCAGUCAUCUCCAGAUGGAAUCUCUUUCUUGCCAGGCCAGAGAUUGAACUCAUGUACAUGUAAGGGCGAGGACCAUCCAAAUGCCGGUGUCGGGCGCGGAGCUCCAGAAAUCGAUAUUCUUGAAGGAGCCGUUGACACCGUCAUUAAAGUCGGAGUUGCCUCCCAAUCACUUCAAGUUGCACCAAUGGAUGUCUGGUAUAUGCCAGAUUAUAACUUCAUCGAGAUCUACAACCACGAAGUGACAAACAUGAACACAUAUGCUGGAGGCCCAUUCCAGCAAGCCAUCUCCGCAGUUUCCACUCUCAAUACAACCUGGUAUGAGGUCGGAGAUAAUUCAGGACACUACCAGGAGUAUGGCUUUGAGUAUCUCAACGAUGACAGCAAUGGUCAUAUCACAUGGUAUGUCGGGCAGGAUGCCACAUUUACCCUCAAAUCCUAUUCGUUGGGACCCAAUGGUAACGUGGGCUUCCGUCCCAUCUCCAAAGAGCCAAUGUCGAUCAUCAUGAAUUUGGGUGUUUCCAAUAACUGGGCGUACAUUGAUUGGCCUUCCAUCCGUUUCCCUGCCCAGAUGCAAGUGGAUUACGUGAGAAUUUACCAACCAGCAGACCAAGUCAGUUUGACUUGCGAUCCAGCUGGCUUCCCAACAACCAACUACAUCAACAGCCACAUCAACGCAUACCUGAAUGUGAAUCUUACAUCUUGGGCCAAUUCGGGAUACAAAAUGCCCCGGAACAAGCUUGUUAACAAAUGUUAA
Molecule: messenger RNA, 2043 nt
Organism: Australozyma saopauloensis
Lineage: Eukaryota; Fungi; Ascomycota; Pichiomycetes; Serinales; Metschnikowiaceae
Product: SKN1/KRE6 family beta-glucan synthesis-associated protein
Exons: 1
Coding region: 1-2043 (680 amino acids)
Biological process (GO): fungal-type cell wall organization; (1->6)-beta-D-glucan biosynthetic process
Cellular component (GO): endoplasmic reticulum membrane; plasma membrane
Molecular function (GO): glucosidase activity
Source: RefSeq, a predicted model, not a curated record